Messenger RNA from Penicillium argentinense, 690 nucleotides. RefSeq names its product aspartate/glutamate racemase family protein. The transcript has a single exon. Gene Ontology annotation, molecular function: amino-acid racemase activity. The record is from RefSeq and is a predicted model, not a curated record. NCBI's taxonomy places the organism in Eukaryota, Fungi, Ascomycota, Eurotiomycetes, Eurotiales, Aspergillaceae. Bases 1 to 690 code for a protein of 229 amino acids.
AUGAAAACGAUUGGAAUCAUCGGCGGCAUCGCAUGGCCCAGCACGAUCACAUACUACCAAGACAUCAACCGCCUCAUUGCAGAGAAGCUAGGACCUCAACACUGCGCUAAGUUGAUGCUAGUACAAACCGAUUAUGACCAAAUGAAGAAAUACUUUGACGACGAUGCAUGGGACAAGGUGGCAGAGACCCUCCUCUCACUUGCGCAACAACUGGAGUGCGGGGGAGCCGAUUUCAUUUUGGUUGCUUGCAACACAGCGCAUAAGGCAAUCCCAGCGGUUCAAGCUAAGAUUAAACUGCCGAUCUUGCAUAUAGUCGAUGGUGUAUCAGCGGAGAUACGACAGAAAGGCUUCAAAAAGGUCGGAUUACUUGGGUCUCACGUGACCAUGACGGACGGGUUCUUCACCUCACGCCUGGAAAAGAAUCAGAUUGAGACAAUGAUCCCCAGCGAGGAAGACCGGAAGACGGUACACAAUGCGCUUGUUACGGAAUUAGCGAUGGGGAAAGUUCUGCCAGAGACGCGGGGGAGGUUUAAAAGUGUGAUUCAUCGGCUGGUUGAGGAAGGGGCUGAAGCUGUGAUUCUGGGUUGUACGGAGUUCGGAAUGCUUGUUAGGGUUGGGGAUUGUUCAGUUCCUUUAAUAGACUCAGCUAAAGUUCAUUCGGAGGCUGCGGUGCAGAUGGCGCUUUCAUAG